This is a messenger RNA of Epinephelus fuscoguttatus (brown-marbled grouper), 2800 nucleotides long. RefSeq names its product R-spondin 3 (gene rspo3). The transcript has 6 exons. Lineage: Eukaryota; Metazoa; Chordata; Actinopteri; Perciformes; Serranidae. The record is from RefSeq and is a predicted model, not a curated record. The coding region runs from base 965 to 1954 and encodes 329 amino acids.
ACAGUCCACAUUUCUAAACCCUCGUUGAAAUAACUUAAGUAUGCCCUCUUUCUCCCUCUCCCUCCCUCUCUCUCUGACGCGGGGGGGCUUGCCCUCUAAAUAAACUUUGGAGCUCAUAGGGGGAGAGAAAGAGACAGAGAGACAGCAGAGGGCUGAAGUCAUCAGCCGGCCGGCAGGAGGGGAGUGAAUGGGUCCUGCACGCAAAGCAGAAAAGCGCUGAAACUGCGGAGAUUUACUUUGGUACAGUUGCCUGCUGCCGACAGCGAGCGACAGGAGGUGUGUAUGCUUAACAGCCAACAAGAGCUACGAAACCUUCAACUUACAGAUUUUUCUUUUAUAAUUAGUGUCGGUCCUGUGGUGGCUUUUUACUUUUUGUGCUUUAGCUGAUGCUGAGAUGAAGUCGAGACCCUUAGGGCGCCUGGCACAUUAGGGUAUCAACUCACACCGGGACGCACGGCGCAUCUCCACUGAGACAGACGGGGAGAGGAGGAGAAAGGUCAAUUUGGAGUUCUGCACAUGGAUAUGAUGUCUCAAACUUUCUGAGAGUCACGCUAAACAUAAAAAAAUGUUGUAUUCCUCUUUCUGACCUACACUAAUGAUUGAAUUUGCUUUCCUCCUGCGCGCACCGGAUGAGAAUCGAGCUUUUUGGCGUGUUUGUUUUUUGUUUUUUGGAAGGGAUGUUCUUUAUCACAGCACGGAUAACGGAUCCCUGACUCAGUCUGGCUUUCUUGGCACAUAUGAAGAUCCUAUCCAGGAUGUUACAGUCUAAGCGGCCCAGGCAUCAUUGGGCCACCGUGCACUACCAUCACCACAUAUCACCACAUAGCUGGGGGUCCUGUUGUGUCUAGGAAUUAGCUACCCUCCACACUCUGCCUCCGUCUGGGGGGAAGAAAACGGAAUCUUAUCCAAUAAGUGACUUGGUGAACAUUGACAUUGGCUUUACGAGUCUCAUCUCUGGGCUACUAUGCAAUUACAACUGAUCUCCUUUGUUUGGAUCAUCUUGCACUGCAUGGAUUACACUGGUUGUCAGCAGCACAGCAGCUCCAGGCACCGGCAACAUAAACAGAUCUCUGGUGUGAGCUCAGGGUGCCAGCAGGGUGGCUGUCUGACCUGCUCUGACUACAAUGGCUGCCUGUCCUGCAAGCCACGCUUCUUCAUGCAUUUGGAGAGGAUUGGGAUGAAGCAGAUCGGGGUGUGCAUGACUUCCUGUCCUCCGGGCUUUUAUGGCACACGCUCCCCAGAAAGAAACACCUGCACGAAGUGCAGGUCGGAGUGCGACUCCUGCUUCAACAAGAACUUCUGCACACGCUGCCGAGCAGGAUUCUACCUUCACCUGGGCAAAUGCCAGGAGAACUGUUCUGAGGGGCUGGUCCGCAGCGACACGCAGAGGGAGUGUGUUCCCAGGUGCCCCGCAGAGUGUGAGUCGUGUGUGAACGGUGAAACAUGUACGCGGUGCCGGCCGGGCCUGUACCAGCUCAGCGGGAGGUGCCACCAUGUCUGUCCAGACAACUAUGAGCCCAAUGACAAACUCAUGGAGUGCACACCACAAGUGCACUGCGAGGUGGGUGAGUGGAGUGAGUGGAGCCCCUGCUCCAGGUCCGGUAGAACCUGUGGGUUCAAGCGAGGGCAGGAGACCCGCACACGGCAGGUUCUCCAGUACCCAUCACCCUUUGGCAAUCCCUGCCCUGAGAUCUCAGAGAUCAAAGAGUGCCUGGUCAAGAGGAGGAAAUGUCCAGGAGGACGGAGGAAGACCGAGCGAAGAGAGCGGAGAAAUCGCAACAACCGCAAAGAUAAGGAGAACCAAGAGGGGCGACGGGAGAGGAAGAGAGAAAGGGAGCGGGAGAGGGACACAGGUGAACGUGAAGACUCUGAUAACAGGAACAAAACGGAGCACAGGCAUCGCAGAGGCCACGACACAGACCCAGUCUCCCCUCAAGAUGGCCUUGUACAGUAGUGCUCUGGACAGACAAAGUCUAGAGCCUCCCUGCCCUCCACCUGUUAUCAUCCUAUUCUUCCUCCUCCAAAACCUCCCCAUCCUCACCCACUGUUCACCCCCCUCGACCCCUCUCUGCAGGGGUGUUGCUGCUACCUGUAUGAUUUGAAUAUAAUGUUUAUGCACAAGCGGGAUGGGGCAUAUUCAGCCACAAGGCUUGGGCCACUAUGGACUUAAAAAGUCUUUUUUUUCUACCCUGUAGCCUCUGCUCCUUCACUUCCACCACUGAGAGAGUGUCUCUGUUGAAAAGUGCAGGAGACACUGCUGAGACUGCUGUUGGGACUGAAGAACAAAGUAAGAGACGUCUGUGACUGUGUGGCAGACAGACGGACAGCGAGACAAAGACAAAGACAAAGACGUUAUACUAUGUGCUUGUUGAUAUGGUUAUUUAAUGGGGCCCUGCGCGUCUUGGUUUUUGAAUGUAGAUUUUGCAACAUUAUGUAGAACAAUUGUUUAUUAUUGUUGUUCCUGUUCUUUAGAUCUCUUUACUUUAUUUUAUUUGGUGCAGAAUUUGUAAAGAAAAAAUAAAAGUGAGUUUGCUAUUGCCAUCUUGUGACAUCUUCAUAAUCGCUGCCAGAUGUAGGAGAACCUGCAUGCUGUGAAUCAAAGGAGUGUGGUCGAAAACUGACAACCAUUAACAUGUGUUCUGUAUGUCUUGGACAAAAGCUAGUUUUAUCCAGAUAAGUGAUAAAUCUAAUCUACCAUUGGUUUUUCUUUUUGUGUAAAUGGAAUAUGUGCUCUCAGUAAAGCUCCUUGACUAGGAACCAAAAGCACCUGUAUGUCAAAUAAAACUAUAAUGGGUUUGUA